AUGCCCGUCCCCGCCUCCACCCCCGCGCCCCCCAAGCAUGUCUUCGUGACCGUCGGCUCCACACGAUUCGACGCGUUGGUGAAUAGGGUCCUCUCGCCGCCAGUGCUCGACGCCCUGCGCGCGAAGGGCUACCAGACGCUUGAGGUGCAGUGCGGGAACUCGGACGUCGACAUUGGGCAGCUACAGAAGGUGGCAGAGGACAGGUGGAAGCUUGCUGGUGGAGUCGAGACAACCGUAUGGCGCUUCAAACCGAGCCUGCAAGCCGACUACGAGCAGGCGGAUUUGAUCAUCAGCCAUGCCGGGUCCGGCACCAUUCUCGACGUGCUGAGGAUGAAGAAGCCUCUCAUCGUGAUCCCCAACCCGACCCUGCUCGACAACCACCAGGCGGAGCUCUCGGACUCCCUCGCGGGCCUCAACCACCUUCGUUCGACGACUGUCGCAGACUUGCCACAAGCCAUCGAGAAGUUCGACAUCUCGACCCUCGUACCAUUCCCGCAAUUCGAUGGAAGCAGGUUCCGAGAGCUCCUGGAUGACGAGAUGGGCUUCAGCCACAGCAGGGAGACCAGCGCCGGGCGGUGA
Epithele typhae is the source of this 579-nucleotide messenger RNA. RefSeq names its product glycosyl transferase. The transcript has 3 exons. Gene Ontology annotation, biological process: dolichol-linked oligosaccharide biosynthetic process. NCBI's taxonomy places the organism in Eukaryota, Fungi, Basidiomycota, Agaricomycetes, Polyporales, Epitheliaceae. Gene Ontology annotation, cellular component: extrinsic component of endoplasmic reticulum membrane; UDP-N-acetylglucosamine transferase complex. Gene Ontology annotation, molecular function: hexosyltransferase activity. Bases 1 to 579 code for a protein of 192 amino acids. The record is from RefSeq and is a predicted model, not a curated record.